GAUUUUGCUGCUCGUCGGAUGCUGCCUGAAUUGCUGUGCUCUUCCAGCACCACUGAUCCAGAACCUGCUCACUGUUUGAGCCAAGAUCAUUCAUUCCCCCUCCCCCUUUCUCGGUCAAUGAAUGAAUGAAUGAAUGAAUGAAUGAAGUGCUGCCGCCGCCAGCGCCGGGUGCCUCGUGUCUCCCCAUUGUGACGAUUGCGAUCAGGUGACCGGUAGUGCUCGCGGAGACGGCUCGUGGGGGUGUUUCCAUGGAAGCGGUGGAGUGGGUCGUUGGAGUUCGGCGGCAAUGGUGUCCGGGGCUGGUGUCCCUCCCCUGGGCCUUGCUCUGGUUCAGCCUCAGCGCCAGCCCGCGCCUCGGAGCCGCCGUCUACGUCCUGGACGACGAAGGAGGCCUGGGCCCGCAGUUUGACGGCAUCGGCGGCCUGAGCGGCGGCGGGGCAACCUCCCGGCUUCUUGUGAACUACCCAGAGCCAUAUCGCAGCCAAAUCUUGGACUAUUUAUUCAAGCCAAACUUUGGUGCUUCCCUGCAUAUCUUAAAGGUGGAGAUUGGUGGUGAUGCCCAAACGACAGAUGGGACUGAGCCAUCACACAUGCACGAUGAGAACGAUGAAAAUUACUCACGAGGAUAUGAGUGGUGGCUAAUGAAAGAAGCUAAAAAGAGGAAUCCUAAUAUUAAAUUAAUAGGGUUACCUUGGGCCUUUCCUGGUUGGAUUGGCUGUGGAACCAACUGGCCUUAUACCUGCCCAGACAAAACGGCCUAUUAUGUUGCUUCAUGGAUUCAUGGUGCCAAAUCCUAUCAUAAUUUGGAUAUUGAUUAUGUUGGGAUUUGGAACGAGAGAACAUUUAACACAAAGUACAUUGAGCUGCUGAGAUACACCAUGGACAAAAUGGGUCUAGAGCAGGUGAAAAUCAUAGCCAGCGAUAAUCUUUGGGAACCAAUAUCUUGGUCUGUGCUUCAAGAUACUGAACUAUGUGAUGUGGUCGACAUUAUUGGAGCCCAUUAUCCUGGAACAUUGUCAAGCAGUAAUGCCAGGAAGACUGGAAAGAAGCUAUGGUCAUCUGAAGACUACAGUACUGUUAAUGAUAAUGUUGGAGGAGGUUGCUGGGCUCGUAUACUUAACCAGAAUUUUGUCAAUGGCAAUAUGACUUCUACAAUUGCAUGGAACCUGGUGGCAAGUUACUAUAAAGAGUUACCAUUCGGGCAGGAUGGACUGAUGACUGCAGAUGAACCAUGGAGUGGGCACUAUGACGUGCAGUCACCUAUUUGGGUUACAGCACACACCACACAGUUCACUCAGCCUGGAUGGCACUACCUGAAGACUGUUGGUCACUUGCAGAAGGGUGGCAGUUAUGUGGCUCUUACUGAUGGGAAGGGAAACCUCACCAUUAUCAUAGAAACAAUGACCCAUGAUCAUUCAAUGUGUAUCAGGCCACCACUACCACCUUACGAUGUCCAUCAGCAAAAUGUGACUUUUAAGUUGCAAGGAUCAUUUCCCAUUAAUGGAUCAUUUUCACUACAAUUGGAGCUGGAUGAAAUAUUCACUAUAACCACCAUCAGCACAGGAAAUCGAGGCAGCUUCCCUGAACCACCACCCUCUACAUCAUUUCCCAGAGUAUAUAAGGACAACUUUAAUGUUGAGAGCCCACCAUUCAGUGAAGCACCUAAUUUUGCUGACCAGACUGGAGUGUUUGAGUACUUCAUAAACUACCAAGAUCCUGGUGACCAUGUGUAUACCCUACGCCAGGUCAUAACUCAGCGACCUAUAACUUGGGGAAAUGAUGCUGACCAAACAAUUAGUGUUAUUGGUAACUACAAUUGGAGAAACCUGAAUAUAACUUGUGAUGUACUCAUUGAGACUGCCAACACUGGAGGUGUAUUUAUUGCUGGAAGGGUAAACAAAGGGGGUGAAGUUGUUCGACAUGCUGAAGGCUUAUUCUAUUGGGUCUUUGCAGAUGGGAAUUACAAAGUCACAAAUGACCUCCCUGGUAAAAUUGUGUUGGCUUCAGGCAAGUCAGGUACACGUGCAGGAAAAUGGCAUACCCUCACUCUGAGCAUUCAGGACAAUUUAGCAUUCGGACUGUUGAAUGGCUAUCCUCUAUGGAAGAACGUUCGUAUAUUUCAACCACAGAAUGGCUGGGCAGCUAUUGGAACACAUGAAUUUGAACUGGCUCAGUUUGAUAAUUUCCACAUUCAGGCUAGUUAACCAUCUAUGAAUCCAUCUCUACAAAUCUUAAAAUUUAUGUUAAGAUUGCUGCAUUUGUAUGAAUAAUGUGUAGUGUGUUCUUUUGCUAUUUUGCAGUUAAAUAUUGGAGAGAGUAAACUAAAUUUAACAGGAUAUUUGAGUAUUUAAUUAAACCCCACCUUCAUUGAAACAUGCAGAAUUAAAAGCUUAAUAUAUCAAUAUUGUACCAAUGCUGAUAAAUUGUGCAGAGCAAGUGCUGUUGUAACUAAUAUAAUUCAACUUGAAACUGUAUAUUUCAACCAAAGGUGAUUCUAUGUUUUAUGCAAAUAUCAGCUAAAGUAUGUAUUGAGAUUGAACUACUUCAGAAUGAAUGGUAUUGUCUAGCAACUUUAUCCAGUUUGUAGAUGAAAUUGGCAAUUCACUUCUUCACUUUUUUUAUAUUAAAAUCUUAAUCUUUCUUUUCAAUUCAUUUUUAAAUAAGACCUUCUGGAUUUCUAACUUUGUUUUUCUAAUGUAAGCAUUGCCUACUCAUACUCAAUAUUAAAGACUGAUCCUCCGGUUGCGCUUUUAAAGCUGAUUGUCCUUUAACCAAUAAAAAUAUCUUAAUCUAA
Messenger RNA from Chiloscyllium plagiosum (whitespotted bambooshark), 2794 nucleotides. The record is from RefSeq and is a predicted model, not a curated record. Lineage: Eukaryota; Metazoa; Chordata; Chondrichthyes; Orectolobiformes; Hemiscylliidae.